Molecule: messenger RNA, 2914 nt
Organism: Sesamum indicum (sesame)
Lineage: Eukaryota; Viridiplantae; Streptophyta; Magnoliopsida; Lamiales; Pedaliaceae
Source: RefSeq, a predicted model, not a curated record
AAAUGUGUAAAGCAAAUGAGUGCAAUGGGAAUUCAUUUUCUCCUCAUCUGGAAACGUUGCUCUCUUUCUCCUAUAAUGAGGAGCUCUCGUUGAGAUUUCAUAUUUCUUCUAUGUCUCAACCUACCACCUCCACCCCCACCUCCACCAACCCCAGCAAGCGCUCCGCAUCACCUUAUUCCUCCUCCUCCACCACCACCGCCGCCGCCGGCCCCGCCGCAGCCCCAAUUUUCCCGGCGAUGAAAAAAGCCAAGUCCCAGGCUGUCGCGUGCUCUCUCGAUGGCAACAAGAACGGCCAGCAGCAGAUUGCUCCUCAUGUUCACUUUGCCGAACCCCCUGCUCACUCCCCGAUGAUCGAAGACGAUCCAAAUGACGUCGCAUUGGAGACUUCCUCUCCGUCGAACGCAUUCGGCCGUGGCCUUGCUGCUUCCGCUGGAGGAGUAACCGCCAACUUGUCUCGGAAGAAGGCAACGCCUCCGCAGCCCACGAAGAAGCUUGUCAUUAAACUCGUCAAAGCCAAACCGACGCUGCCAAAUAAUUUUGAGGAGAAUACAUGGGCAACACUCAAGUCGGCUAUCAGUGCCAUAUUUUUGAAGCAACCUGAUCCGUGUGACUUGGAGAAGCUCUAUCAGGCUGUCAAUGACCUUUGCCUGCACAAGAUGGGGGGAAGUCUCUAUCAAAGAAUUGAAAAUGAGUGUGAAGCCUACAUAUCUGCUGCCCUACAAUCAUUGGUUGGCCAAAGUGAAGAUCUAGUAGUUUUCUUAUCACUUGUUGAGAAGUGCUGGCAGGACUUUUGUGACCAGAUGUUGAUGAUCCGGGGUAUAGCAUUAUAUCUUGAUAGAACAUAUGUGAAGCAAACACCAAAUGUGCGCUCAUUGUGGGACAUGGGCUUACAGCUUUUCCGCAAACAUCUUUCUCUAGCUUCAGAAGUGGAGCACAAAACUGUAUUUGGCCUUCUAAAAAUGAUAGAGAGUGAGAGACUAGGUGAAGCUGUUGAUAGGACUCUCCUAAAUCAUCUUUUGAAGAUGUUCACUGCAUUGGGAAUUUACCCAGAAAGCUUUGAGAAGCCGUUCCUUGAAGGUACAUCUGAAUUUUAUGCAGCAGAAGGUGUCAAAUAUAUGCAACAGGCAGAUGUUCCAGAUUAUUUGAAGCAUGUAGAGGUAAGGUUGCAAGAAGAACAUGAAAGGUGCUUAAUCUACCUGGAUGCAAGUACAAGGAAGCCACUAGUAGCCACUGCGGAAAAGCAACUUCUUGAGCGCCAUAUAUCUGCCAUUCUGGAUAAGGGUUUCAUGAUGCUGAUGGACGGGAAGCGUAUUGAAGACCUUCAGAGAAUGUAUAUGCUUUUCUCCAGAGUCAAUGCUCUUGAAUCAUUGAGGCAGUCGCUUAGUCAGUACACCCGAAGAACUGGCCAGAGUAUUGUCAUGGAUGAAGAAAAGGACAAAGAUAUGGUGUCUAGCUUAUUGGAAUUUAAGGCAAAUCUGGAUAGAAUAUGGGAAGAAAGCUUUUAUAAAAAUGAAGCAUUUAGCAAUACCAUCAAGGAUUCAUUUGAGCAUCUCAUUAAUAUCCGCCAGAACCGACCUGCUGAGCUAAUUGCCAAGUUUGUGGAUGAGAAGCUUCGUGCUGGAAAUAAGGGUACAUCAGAGGAGGAAUUGGAGGGUACACUAGAUAAAGUUUUGGUUUUGUUCAGAUUUAUACAGGGUAAGGAUGUUUUUGAAGCAUUCUACAAGAAAGAUCUCGCUAAAAGACUCUUGCUGGGUAAAAGUGCAUCUAUUGAUGCAGAGAAGUCAAUGAUUACUAAAUUGAAAACCGAGUGUGGCAGUCAAUUUACGAACAAACUUGAAGGAAUGUUCAAGGAUAUUGAGUUGUCAAAAGAGAUUAAUGAAUCAUUCAAGCAAUCAUCCCAAGCUCGGACGAAACUCCCAUCUGGAAUCGAGAUGAGUGUCCAUGUAUUAACAACUGGGUAUUGGCCAACCUAUCCUCCCAUGGAUGUUCGCCUCCCCCUUGAACUCAAUGUGUAUCAGGAUAUCUUUAAGGAGUUUUACUUAAGCAAGUAUAGUGGGAGGCGAUUAAUGUGGCAAAAUUCGUUGGGUCAUUGUGUGCUGAAAGCAGAAUUUCCAAAAGGUAAAAAGGAGCUGGCAGUAUCUCUAUUCCAGACGGUUGUGUUGAUGCUGUUCAAUGAUGCACAAAAGCUUGGCUUUCAAGAUAUCAAGGAAUCCACUGGUAUUGAGGAUAAAGAGCUGAGGAGGACUUUGCAGUCCCUCGCAUGUGGAAAGUUUCGUGUUCUUCAGAAAAUUCCUAAAGGCAGAGAUGUGGAGGAUGAUGACUUCUUUGUCUUCAACGAUCAGUUUACUGCUCCUCUAUAUCGUAUAAAGGUAAAUGCAAUUCAGAUGAAGGAAACAGUUGAGGAGAACACCAGCACUACAGAAAGGGUAUUCCAAGACCGUCAAUACCAGGUUGAUGCUGCCAUUGUCCGUAUAAUGAAGACAAGAAAAGUGCUAAGUCACACUCUAUUGAUUACUGAACUCUUCCAGCAGCUCAAGUUUCCAAUAAAACCAGCUGACUUGAAGAAAAGGAUCGAGAGCCUCAUAGACAGAGAGUACCUGGAGCGCGACAAAAAUAACCCACAAAUAUACAAUUACCUUGCAUGAAGCAUCAGUUGCUAGGUAUAUCAUUUUCCUCGCAAACUAAAUGGGAAUCAGGUGCUGUUUAUGUAGAUGCAGGAAAUCCACGACUCCCAUGACAAAUUGUGUACAGGAACUCAUAGUGGGUUUUCUUUCUUUCUUCUUUUCUUUUUUGGGUUCAGUGUAACAUUAAAGUACCAUUGCUAUGUUCGGAACUCUCUAUCCAAGAGUACAGGAAUCUACGAGAAAUUAUGCUUUUUUCUACUCUUAUAAUAGAUCAAGAUUUUGAGCCCGAC